AUGCCUAUUUCGAUCAAGGACGGCUUCGUUGCGAUCGCCGCCGACGAAAAUACACCUCGGGCGAAGACUUGGUUUGCCAAGAAGGUGUCCGCUGACAACAGGACGUGGGUUCUCUGCGAUCGGCUCGACUCUGGGUUUCGCCACUUCUGUUCUAAUGGCUUCGACAUGCUCGACGAGAUGCAUCGGAAGCGCUCUGAGAAGUGCGACCCCCUCAUCGCUGCUGUUCAGGAGCCAGCGGAAGAUGCUGAAGCCGCCCCCCCAGCUGCCAAGGUUGCCAAGAAGGAUGCCUUGGACAUGAUCGCGGGCUACGUCUCCAUCACCGUGACAGACGAGUGGGGGUUGGACUACACGAUGAACGUCAGGUCGGCGGCAAUGCGCCGCUCGCACUUGCAUAUCGAGUUGCCCCCCGAGAACUUGGCUGCCUUGACGAUGAAGCCUCAGGAUGUCCAGGGCCCGAGCGAAUGGGAGCCCACGCUCGCUGACGGCCUUGUGACGUGGCUCGGCUACCGCCACGCGCUCUCGGUUCCCUACUUCGAUGCUGACAAAGCCAAAUGGCUUAACAAAUCGAUGAAGGUACCUACCUUGGCCGACGAGGCGGCGAUGCAGUCCGCGGCAGAGAAAGUGGCUGCCGCGCUGCUCGAGUGGAGGCAUCAGCACCGCACUGAGCCUCCCAAGGAGUAG
Molecule: messenger RNA, 681 nt
Organism: Prorocentrum cordatum
Lineage: Eukaryota; Dinophyceae; Prorocentrales; Prorocentraceae
Source: the annotation of a GenBank genome assembly